ACCUUUUUCAUUACCAUCAAACAUUGACCUUACACCUACUCAUUAUCUCUAGAAACUUGAUUAUCCGUUCAUAUUACUUUCUCAUAUACAUCAUGAAACUCUAUGCUCUCUUCGUUGUCCGCAACAAUGUCAAGCCCGCCAAGACUGUGAUUGAUGCCAAGGAUCUCAGCGGCUUUGGCUUCUUCCAGAGGUCAAGUGUGGGCGAGUUCAUGACAUUUAUGGCGCAAACCAUUGCUGAGAAGACACAGCCAGGGCAGCGUCAGAGCAUUGAAGAAUCCAGCUAUGUGGGGCAUGUGUAUGCAAGAUCAGAAGGUGUUGCAGGAGUAGUGGUGACGGAUAAGGAGUAUCCUACACGAGUGGCAUUUGGACUGUUGAACAAAAUUCUGGACGAGUUUACGUCCAAGUAUCCGAACCCUGCGUUAUGGGCAUCGCCUGAACAGAUUCAAUACCCAGAGUUGCAGCAGUAUUUGGUCACAUACCAGGACCCCAAGCAAGGAGAUACGAUCAUGAAAGUGCAACGUGAGCUGGAUGAGACGAAAAUCAUUCUCCACAAGACAAUUGAGAGUGUGCUUGAGCGAGGCGAGAAGAUGGAAAGUCUGGUAGAGCGUUCAGAUGUGCUGUCGAGUCAGUCAAAGAUGUUUUACAAGACAGCAAAGAAGCAAAACUCCUGCUGCGUUAUCUGCUAAAAGAAAGAAAGGAGAGUCAACAAAAAAAAAAAGAAGAUACAUCGCCAAUAGUUGGAAAAAGUAC
Molecule: messenger RNA, 750 nt
Organism: Lobosporangium transversale
Lineage: Eukaryota; Fungi; Mortierellomycota; Mortierellomycetes; Mortierellales; Mortierellaceae
Product: synaptobrevin-like protein ykt6
Exons: 4
Coding region: 93-686 (197 amino acids)
Biological process (GO): endoplasmic reticulum to Golgi vesicle-mediated transport
Cellular component (GO): Golgi apparatus; membrane
Molecular function (GO): SNAP receptor activity
Source: RefSeq, a predicted model, not a curated record